GCUUUCUAUUAUGCUCCAGGACAGUCCUCUGCUCAUUGGGGAUAUACUAAAGCAGGUGUCGGUGAUGUCUUUACUAUCCAGGGACAUAGUACAUGUCCAGACAAUGUGUCACUACCAACAGUCAUAUCAACUGGUCCCGGAUGUUGGUACAAAGGUUCACUUUAUCACCAAGGAGACAACUGGGAAGAUGGUUGUGACUACAACUGUACCUGUGAUGAUGAACAAAGUGGAAAUUUUUCAUGUGAUGCUCUUUGUCCUGUGUAUGACCAUCUGCCUUGGAUAUGUAGUGUUGUUAUACCAAACGGUCAAUGUUGUGGUCAUGUUGAAUGUGUUCAAUACCCUAUACCUACUAAACCUAGCAAUACCUGUGCUUACAAGGGACAAUAUUAUGGACAGGAUGACACAUGGAUUGAUGAUUGUAAAUACAAAUGUGAAUGUCUUCAAGCAAAUCUAGGAUUCUAUAGAUGUAA
This is a messenger RNA of Mytilus trossulus (common blue mussel), 470 nucleotides long. RefSeq lists its product as uncharacterized. The record is from RefSeq and is a predicted model, not a curated record. Lineage: Eukaryota; Metazoa; Mollusca; Bivalvia; Mytilida; Mytilidae. The coding region runs from base 11 to 454 and encodes 147 amino acids. The transcript has 6 exons.